Messenger RNA from Rhinocladiella mackenziei CBS 650.93, 1368 nucleotides. RefSeq lists its product as uncharacterized. The coding region runs from base 1 to 1368 and encodes 455 amino acids. Gene Ontology annotation, molecular function: saccharopine oxidase activity; flavin adenine dinucleotide binding; sarcosine oxidase activity. NCBI's taxonomy places the organism in Eukaryota, Fungi, Ascomycota, Eurotiomycetes, Chaetothyriales, Herpotrichiellaceae. The record is from RefSeq and is a predicted model, not a curated record. The transcript is spliced from 2 exons.
AUGCCAAAGGACAAGCACGCACCGGUUGCAAUCAUUGGCGCAGGGCCCUGGGGUCUUUCUACAGCAUAUCAUCUCGUACAGCAAGGCUACGAUGAUAUCACCGUAUUCGAGCGAUCAUGGAAAAUCCCAUCUCCGUACUCGGCCGGAAACGAUCUGAAUAAGAUCGUCCGAUCGCAAUAUGACACGGACUUCUAUACAGAACUAGGACUGGAAGCAAUUGAAGGCUGGAAAACACCCGACUUUUCCCCCUACUACCACCAGACCGGCCACCUGGUGACGGUCUCUGGACAAGCAUCCUUGAAAGCCACUCAGCACCAUGAGGAAGCGUUUGAGUACGUGACCAAGCACCCGGUUUUGAGCCGUGGAGUUCAACCGAUAAACACACGGGCACAGUUUCAAGAGUAUGCCUGGCAGCUCUCGGGCCCGCUGAAAGGCUUCAAGGGCUACUUCAACAGGCUUGAAGGGUAUGCCCAUUCUGCCAAUGCUCUAAGAGGUAUCUACACUUUGUUGGCAGGCCGUGGGGUCAAGUUUCUGCUCGGCCCGGAGAUCGGACAUGUUGUAGAACUCAUCUACGAUUCUCCACUUGUUUCUUCCUCGUCACGCUCUUCGCGAUGCACUGGCGUUCGUACAAGAGACGGAAAAGCCCAUGCAGUGCAAACGACCAUCUGCGCUUUAGGAGCAUAUGGUGCGUCCCUCAUCCCCUUGCUCGGCAGUUUCAAUGUUGCCCGCUGCUGGUCGGUCGCACAUAUCCAACUGACCCAGCGCGAAUGCGAUAUCCUUCGCGGCCUCCCCGUGGUCAAUGUACGAGACCUAGGUUUUUACUUUGAGCCUGAUCCAGAGACUCGACUCUUGAAACUCUGCCCUUUAGGAGCUGGCUUCAGCAAUCCAGAUACCAAGACCGGUAUUUCCCUUCCACCAGCAACCGACACACCUCUCCUACACGAUUACAUUCCGCUUGAAGACGAGCAAAAGCUACGUACUCUGCUUUGCGAGACGCUCACCUGGCUGGCAGACCGGCCGUUCAUCAAUAACAAACUGUGCUGGUUUAGCGAUACGUGUGACUCAGAAUACUGCAUUGACUUUGUUCCUGGCACGGGCGGGUCUCUGGUGGUUCUCUCUGGAGAUUCAGGCCAUGGGUUCAAAAUGAUGCCGAUCUUUGGUAAGUGGGUGGUCGAGCUGUUGGACAGAGGUGAGCAGCAAAUACCUAGAUGGCGGUGGAGAGACACAGCGACUGAAGGGAGCAAGGAUAAUGAUUGGGGUAAUGAUGUUAGUUGGCGGUUUGGAGAGGCCAAGACCAUCAAUGAGAUUGUUGAAGAACGGAAGAAUCAGAAUUGUGGUGCCAAAGCUAGUUCGAGGUCACGGUUAUAA